AAAUGUUUGGAAACUACAGAAAUUCACGAAAGGACCAUACUUAUGUUAAAGAGGCUUAUUCAGGCAUAAAAGGGAUGUUUGAACACCGUCGAUACACAGAUGAGUUCAGAAGCCCUAACAGGCUUCCAAACCCUCUCAUGGGGAAUCAGAGGGAGAACAGAAAUCAAAAUAGGAUCAAAGCGAAUUAUUCAAAAUAUAUUAAAGAAGUGAUUAAAUAAUAUCAGAAGGCAGAGGAGCAAGCAACUGUCUGACAGGAAUAGAUUGUUAAAAGCAAACAAGCCACGAAUCAGGAAUGUAGCUAUGAAUAAUAUCCUAACUACCAAUUCCAACAAGAAGUUCACGAAUAUGACAAAGGUUGAACAGAAGUUAACAAGAACGCUGGAUUUUUCAGAUAAAGAGUUCAAAACUCCUGAUUUGACCACCAAAAUCAGGAAGAAUUUAGACGUUUCACUAGGCUAUAGUAAUGAGAGAGGAAUUUUAGGACAAAUGCAUUCCCAUAGGUCUUCAGGUUCUUCUAGGUCAGGCUCAAAGCGUAGCCUAAGGAACUCCUAUGAACUUAGGAGUCAUUCCCCAAUUGAAAGGAAAAAGGAUACUGAAGAAUACUAUAUUACCCUUAAAUCUCAAAUCAGCGAGAAGGAAAAACAGGCCAAAGAACAAAAAGAAAUGAAGAAACUUGAAGACGCUGAAUACCUUGGACUCAUGAUAAAUCACUUCCCAUUUGGUAAAAUGGGAGCUGGAGCUCCCUUAAGGGACAAAAAUGGUCACAUUCUUGCAGAAAGAGGACAUAUGAGUGAUAAAGAUACAAAUGAAACUCCAGUUCUUUACUCUCCAAAAGAGGCAUACAAUAGCUUCAGCCACCAGAAACAGCCAGAUAAAAGUUGAAAACUUUUGUUAAUCUUUAGCUAAACCUAAGAAAUUUAAAGUUCCGAGACUUACUAAGCUAUUCGAAUGUGAAGCCAAUGAGAUUCAGAAACAGAAAGAAAAGGAUGAAUGGAAGGAAUACCUUAAAAAAGAGGUAAAAGAAAGAGCUAUUAGAAAAUAAGAAAUUGCUUGAAGACCAGAAACGUCUCGAAAUGGAAGAGGAUAAAUAAAAUCCAGAGAGAGUUAGCAGAGAUGCGGCUGGAAUAUCUCAAAGAGUCGAGAAAUACUACGAUUAACCCGUAUUCCUCACCAGAUGUAGGUAAUUCCAAGGGGAGUUAUAUGAUCAUAAAAUCAUCAUCUAAAUCUCCGAGGAUGCCUGACAUUGCAGCUAGGCCUCAGCCAGUGGCCCAGCCAGUAUCUCAGCAAAAGUCAUGGCAGGAUUUAGAGAAAUGUUCGAAGAGUUUAAUUGAUAUAAAUGCAGAGAUUUUGGAAAGACUAAAUAAAAUGAGAAAUGAAGU
Molecule: messenger RNA, 1379 nt
Organism: Moneuplotes crassus
Lineage: Eukaryota; Ciliophora; Spirotrichea; Euplotida; Euplotidae
Source: the annotation of a GenBank genome assembly